AUGUGCAGCCGCUCCUGGCAGAGGUACAGCAAGCCAAAGGCCGCACCAGCACCCAUUACAUCAGGACUUCCACUUCUUCUUUCCAGAGAGGAUGUAGCUGCACCAGUUGAGGCGAUUGGAAAGGUGGUGCGGAGCCAGGAUGGAGCAGAAGUGGUUUCGCGAUUGUUGGCCACAGAUGCUUCUGCGCCACCCUUGGUUGUAACAUCACUUCUGCCAGAGCUCCCCUAUUUGGCCAGCCAUCCCAAUGGCGCUGGCGUCAUCAGCGACCUGUUCGUCGCGUGCCGGAAAGCGCGAGACCACGGGAGUACGACGAUCCCAGCGAUGACCCGGCGCUUGCAAGGAUCUCUGUUGAGGCUCACGAAAGAUCGUUGGGGUUGCCGGGUGAUGCAGGCAGCAUUGGAAGAAGCCUCUCCAGAGUUUCAGCAGGCCUUCGCGAGUGAACUGCAAGGGAAGGCACUGAAACUCUGCCAACAUUUGCAUGCAAACUUUGUCCUGCAGAAGUACGUGGAGCUCUUGCCCUCUUCCGCGGGUGCAUUCAUCCUUCAGGAGCUGACGCCUCAUGCGCUGGAGGUCGCGGCGCACGUCUAUGGCUGCCGUGUCUUGCAGCGCCUCAUCGAGCAUUGCUCCAAGGAGCCAGAACUCAGCAAGCUUGUGGAGCAUGCAAGCCUGGUGUUCGAACGAUGCUUAGAAGCCAGCAGCGAGAGAUCGGGCGAUUUCCCAGAACGUGAUUUGCUGGUCGACCCUUUGGCGGAUGGAGGGGAGGAGGUGAUGGAGGAGCUCUUGUUAGGCGACGGCACCAGCCGUGCGCCUUUGGCGCAGAUCUUGCUGGAUCGCUUUGGGAACUAUUUGGCACAAAGAAUGAUCCACUGCUGCCGUGGCAAAGAGGAACCUAGGGUGGCCCAAUUGCUUGGGCGGUGCCUGCCAAAGCUCCAGCGCUCCCCGCAGGGGCGGCACAUCACCAUGGCAGCCACCAAGCGCUUCGGCCGCAUGCCGCAGCCGUCCGGGACGGUGAGCUCCACGGCCGAACGCAGCUUCGCGACCGACCGUGCCCAAGCCGGCGGGCGACCGCCUGCCAGCGUGGGCGAGGCCGGCCCAAAUUCAGGUUCUUGA
This is a messenger RNA of Durusdinium trenchii, 1110 nucleotides long. The record is from the annotation of a GenBank genome assembly. Lineage: Eukaryota; Dinophyceae; Suessiales; Symbiodiniaceae.